Messenger RNA from Lycium barbarum (goji berry), 3605 nucleotides. RefSeq names its product receptor kinase-like protein Xa21. Gene Ontology annotation, cellular component: plasma membrane. The record is from RefSeq and is a predicted model, not a curated record. Gene Ontology annotation, molecular function: protein binding; ATP binding; protein kinase activity. Gene Ontology annotation, biological process: protein phosphorylation. Bases 268 to 3309 code for a protein of 1013 amino acids. The transcript has 3 exons. Lineage: Eukaryota; Viridiplantae; Streptophyta; Magnoliopsida; Solanales; Solanaceae.
CAAGUUGAAAUAAGUACUUCUAAACAGACAGUAGUCACCUUUGGCAAGAGCCUCUUUCUAUUUUUCUUGUUGCUUUUGAUUCGAAGAAUAGAUUGUGUUUGCUUGACCAUUUGGGAAGUUGGUUAGUCCGGUUCAAAACACAUAUUUCUUGCAGAAAAAAGUCCUCAUUAAGUCUUCAAAUCUUCCUUGUCAAGGCAAAAAGAAUGGAGAAAAGCUAUAUUCUUGUCCUUAUACUAUUAGUAUUUCAAGAUUCUAUGUUUUCCUUAUAUGCAGCUUCACCAAAUGGAACGAACAGACAUUGAAGCUUUGCUAUCUUUUAAACAUCUCAUUACAAAUAAUAAUUCUUUCUUGUCCAAGAAUUGGACUACAAAUACUUCAUUUUGCUCUUGGUUUGGUAUCACUUGUACUCCACAAAGCCAAAGGGUCAUGUCUUUAAAUCUUCCUAACAUGAACCUUGAAGGAAAAAUUUCACCAUCAUUAGCUAACUUGUCCUUUCUUUCUAUGCUUAAUCUUAGUAACAACAUUUUAAGUGGUAAUAUUCCAACUGAGAUUGGAAAUUUGAGCCAACUUGUACAGUUGGAUUUGUCUCAUAACCAGCUUUCAGGUUCAAUUCCUCCAUCAAUCUUCAUAAACAAUAGUCUUUCUGGUUCUUUCUUGGUUAAUGAAGUAAAGGGUCCGUUGAAUCUUGAAGUUAUAGACCUUAGUUAUAAUCGAAUCAUCGGCGAGAUUCCUUCAAGACUAUGCCAAUUCAGUAAGCUAAGAACUCUUGUUCUGUCUUACAACAACUUAACAGGUCAAAUUCCAAGGAAUAUUGGUUGUCUAAAUAGGCUUGAGAGUUUUUAUGUGACUCAGAAUGCAAUAGGUGGCACAAUUCCACUUUCAUUGACUAAUAUUUCCACUUUGCAAUUCCUUGGCUGUGUGAAUAACCACAUAGGUGGUGCAAUUCCUCAAGAAUUAGGAAAUUUACCGAAGUUGAAGAUGUUGGGAUUUGAUUUCAAUAAUCUAACUGGUGAAAUACCAGAAUCCAUUUUCAACAUAUCUUCUUUGGAGUACAUUGCUUUCACUGAUAACGAUUUAUCGGGGCGAAUUCCAACCUCUGUUGGCCUUCAGCUUCCAAACCUUAAAGGAAUUUUCUUGGCAGAUAAUCAGCUUGAAGGAGAAAUCCCAAUGUACAUCACAAAUGCUACCAAGCUAAUUGAGCUGGAACUGGCGUAUAACUUUUUCACAGGCACAGUGCCAAGUAACUUGGGAAAUCUACGCCAGCUCGAGUUCUUGAAUCUUGGUGGCAAUCAGCUUACAAAUGAACCAGGACAAAAAGAGCUUGGAUUCUUGAAUUCUUUGGUGGAUUGUAGGAUGCUUCAAUUUCUGAUAAUGGCUAACAACCCCUUGAAUGGUGCCUUGCCUGAUUCAGUUAGCAAUCUUUCGUCUACUAUAGAAAUGCUCAACAUUGAGAAUGGUCAGAUCAAUGGACAAAUUCCAAGAGGAGUUGGCAACAUGAGCAGCAUGUUGUCACUAGUCUUGAGCGACAACCAGUUGACAGGAACCAUUCCGCCAGAGAUUGGCGAGCUAAAGCAACUUCAAAGGCUAUAUCUAAGCAAAAACAAGCUACAAGGGCCAAUUCCAGGUGAAACAUGUGACUUGGUAUAUUUGGGAGACGUAAUUCUACAUGAAAACGAGCUCUCUGGGAAUAUUCCGAGUUGCAUUGGAAAUCUCACUAGGCUACAAAGUCUUUCAUUUGGCUUCAAUAACUUCACCUCAAGUCUACCUAUAAGUCUAUGGGAAAUGGAUAGCCUGAUUUUACUGAAUGGGACACAAAAUUCAAUACAAGGGGAACUUCCUCUUGACAUUGGAAAUUUGAAGGCUAUUGAAGGUAUAGAUCUUUCAAGCAACCAACUUUCCGGUAUAAUUCCAAGUACAUUUGGGAAUCUCCAACGUCUGAGUUAUCUUUCAUUGUCAAACAACUCGUUUCGGAGUGCAAUUCCAUCAUCAUUUGGCAGUUUGUUAAGCUUGGAGUUCUUGGAUUUGUCUUCAAAUGAGUUAUCAGGAAACAUCCCAAGGUCCUUAGAAAAAAUUCAGUACCUUAAAGAAAUUAAUCUCUCUUACAACCAUUUAGAAGGUGAAAUACCUACUAGUGGCGUAUUUUCAAAAUCUUCACCUCAAUCUUUUGUUGGAAACAGAGGUUUAUGCGAGAAACCUAUAUCAGAAGUUUCUCAAUGUGCUACAAAUAAUGCACCAAAACCAUCAAAGUCUAGGAAACAUGUGCUAGUAGUUGUCAUUCCUAUAAUUGCGUCAUUUUUCCUCAUACUUGUUGUUCUGUUCGUCUGGAUCAAGCGAAGAACAAGAAGAAUGAUGAAACUUCAAGACCAUGAAGAGUUAACAGAAAUCACAACACACCCGUUGAUUUCAUACCGUGAGCUUCAACAAGCAACAAAUAGUUUCAGUAGCUCUAACAUGAUUGGCUUAGGAGGUUCUGGUUCUGUUUACAAGGGAAUAUUGGCUAAUGGAACUAUGGUCGCGAUAAAGGUACUAAAUCUUCAAAAUGAGGAGGGAUGCAAGAGGUUUGAUGCCGAAUGUGAAGUGCUGAGAAGCAUUAAGCAUAGGAAUCUUGUGAAGGUGAUCACAACAUGUUCCAAUCAAUACGUAAGAGCCAUCGUUCUCGAGUAUAUGCCAAAUGGAAGCCUUGAAAAUUUGUUGUAUGGGAAGGAACAUCAAGUCUUGGACAUGUUUCAAAGAGUUAGCAUAAUGCUUGAUGUGGCUGUGGCAUUAGAAUAUCUUCACUAUGGUUAUGAUACACCUAUAGUCCAUUGUGACUUGAAGCCUGAAAAUGUUCUUUUAGAUGGUGACAUGGUCGCACAAGUUAGUGAUUUUGGGAUCUCAAAAAUCUUAGCUCAAAACAAGUCCACGGCACAAACUAAAACAUUGGGGACUGUUGGCUACAUUGCACCAGAGUAUGGCUCGGAGGGAAUAGUGUCCACUGGAGGCGAUGUUUACAGUUAUGGCAUAAUGUUAAUAGAGAUAGUGACUAGAAGAAGACCAACAGAAGAGAUUUUCAAUGAAAAUAUGAAUAUGAGACAAUGGAUAAGUAAAUCAUUUCCCAGUGCUUUGAAGACAAUUGUUGAUGGAAAUAUUGACUUUGGUGAAGAAGAGAUCACUUCUACAAAUAAGAUUUGCAUAAUUUCUUUGAUGGGGUUGGCUUUGGACUGUACAAAAGAAAGACAAGAAGAGAGGGUAAAUAUGAAAGAUGUAGUGAAUAGACUUGGCAAACUUAAAGAGAGUUUCUUCUUGGAAACAAAGAAGAAUAAAACAUAGAGCGAAAUUUGUUAAACUUUGUUUAUUUUCAGUUUAUGUUUUGGUUAAUUUUAGCCAUUUGUCGGCUAGUAACCUGUUGCCUGAACCUUCUUCAUACCACCUUUUGGUUCUUUUUGCAAACUUAAUGUUGAUUAAUUUGGGAUCGAAAAUAUAAUAUUUCGGCCUAUUGUUUUUUUUUUUUUGGGGGUUCUCCGUUCUGUCUAUCUUGUUGUAAAGUCAUUCAUAGUUUAAUAGGAAUUUAAAUUUAGAGUUUAAGUUUUGUAAUGUUUGAUUAAUAAAAAUGGCAUCUUUUUUCA